Messenger RNA from Struthio camelus australis, 2652 nucleotides. RefSeq names its product USH1 protein network component sans (gene USH1G). Gene Ontology annotation, biological process: equilibrioception; sensory perception of light stimulus; sensory perception of sound. The record is from RefSeq and is a predicted model, not a curated record. Gene Ontology annotation, molecular function: protein binding. NCBI's taxonomy places the organism in Eukaryota, Metazoa, Chordata, Aves, Struthioniformes, Struthionidae.
CUGGGUUAUAGCAGGUUCCUGUUGCAUGGUUUGUUGUGAUUCUCUGGAGAGCAGAGUCCAGUGGGCACAGCCAGGGUAGUGUAGGGGCAGAGGAGGCUGCUGGGUUUGCUGCUGUGUAGAGACCUAGGGGUAUCUACACAUUGCAGUUUUUUUCUACAAAAAACUGGGCAAUGAACCCCCUCUGAGCUGCUCUGAAAUUAGGGACAGUCACCAAACUGCUCUCAGCUGUCUCUGCAGAAGGAGGAGGGUCCCUCCAUGUCCUUGAUGUUGCCCCGCUUUGAUGGGGCUGCAGGCAAGGGACGUGGAGGCUUGUGCUCCAUCAACCCACGUUUUUUCCUGUGGUGGUUGCAGCUCUGCCGCGGGACCCUGCUAAUCAUCACUUGUGAUGGGGUAGCUACAGCGAAGGAUGCCUGAGGUAUUGGGAAGGAUUCAGCCCAUGAGGCUUACUGGCAGCAUGCGCCAUUUAGGAGAUGUUUUAGCCCUGAUGAGCUGUUGCUGACUGACACCGUGUCUGUAUCGCUUGACUGAGACACUGCUGGUCUGAUGCAGCGAGGCUGCUUAAUUGGAGCUUUUAACGUGCUGCAGAGCUGGUGUGUGAAGGGGUUCAUUGUGAGGACCAGGCAGGGCCGGAGGACACUUAGGACCCAGGGGAAGCAUCAGAGAGCUUGGCUGGCUGGGCUUGAAGGAGUUCCUGCCUCCCGCAGGACUUCUCAGGUGUCCUGGUGCGGGGCGGUGCUGUUGCGAGGUAAGCUCAGCCCUCCUGGCAGCUCCCCCUGCCCCAUGUCCAUGCCCAUCCUCUGAGCCCCCCUGGGCACCCACUCCCCCAUGCGCUCGCCCGGGGACAGCUUUGCACCAUGAACGACCAGUACCACCGAGCAGCCCGGGAUGGCUACCUGGAUCUCCUGAAGGAAGCCACCAAGAAGGACCUGAACUCACCGGAUGAGGAUGGCAUGACCCCAACCCUAUGGGCCGCUUACCACGGCAACCUGGACGCCCUGCGCCUGAUUGUCAGCAGAGGGGGGGAUCCAGACAAAUGUGACAUCUGGGGAAACACCCCUCUCCACCUGGCAGCAGCCAAUGGUCACCUGAACUGCCUUUCCUUCCUCAUCUCUUUUGGGGCCAACAUCUGGUGCCUGGACAACGACUACCACACCCCGCUAGACAUGGCAGCCAUGAAAGGACACAUGGAGUGCGUGCGUUACCUGGACUCCAUUGCUGCCAAGCAGAGCAGCCUCAACCCCAAGCUGGUGAGCAAACUGAAGGACAAAGCCUUCCGGGACGCAGAGCGGAGGAUUAAGGACUGUGUGAAGCUGCAGAAGAAGCACCACGAAAGGAUGGAGAAACGGUACAAAAAGGAAAUGUCAGAUAAUUCAGACACCAUGAGCUUCUCUAGCUAUUCGAGUAGCACUUUAAGCAAGAAGUUCCAACACAUGUCUAUGGUGACUUCCCUGCCAUAUUCACAAGCCACUCUGCAUGGUACAGCCAAGGGAAAGACAAAAAUACAGAAGAAGCUAGAGAAGAAGAAGCAGGUGGAUGGGACGUUCAAAAUAUAUGAGGAUGGGAGGAAAAGCGUACGGUCUCUGUCCGGCCUGCAGCUAGGGAAUGAUGUCAUGUUUGUGAAACAGGGCACAUACGCCAGCCCCAAGGAGUGGACUCGACGUAAUAUCAGAGACAUGUUCCUCACAGACGAAGAUACUGUCUCCCGUGCCAUAAGUGAUCCGGGUUUGCACAUGGACUCAGCCCACUCGGAAGUCAGCACCGACUCUGGCCACGACUCCUUGUUCAACCGCCCCGGGCUGGGCACUAUGGUGUUCCGGCGCAACUACGUCAGCAGCGGGCUCUUUGGGAUCGGCCGGGAGGACACUGGCACACUGGGAGAAGGCAAUGCUGAUGGGGUAGGUGUCAAACUGCGGAGCCGCCUGCAGCGCUCGCCAAGUCUCAACGAUAGCAUUGGCAGUGCCAACAGCCUGCAGGAGAGGAACGCAGAGGAGCUACCCUGGGAUGAGGUGGAGCUGGGCUUAGAUGAUGACGAUGAACCAGACACCAGCCCCUUGGAGACUUUCCUGGCUUCCCUGCACAUGUUUGAGUUCAUCUCCAUCUUGAAGAAGGAAAAGAUCGACUUGGAGGCCCUCAUGCUAUGUUCAGACAAUGACCUGAAGAGCAUCAAUAUCCCCUUGGGCCCCAGGAAAAAGAUUGUGGAUGCCAUCCAGAGGAGACGUCAGACUUUGGAGAGGCCAGAUGUCAUUGUAGACACUGAACUAUAGCAGCAGCCUUUGUUUUCCCAUGAACAAGAAACAAAACCAGUUCUAAUUUGCCAGAAAACACAAGCCAGAGACUCUCUUCCUGGGGCAGCUGGAUGCUACAGCCGUCCCCUUCAGUCCCUCUGAACUGCCCUCCUGCUCCCUCACUCUGCUCCCUGGCUGUGCAAUGCUCCCAGGCAGUACCUGAUACUGAGGGGCAGUUGCUGAGCUCAGACCAGGCAGCUUCAUCCUGCCUGCCUGAUGGGACAACAGUCGCCUGCUCGCUGGAGGAACAUGAAUGUACUAUGCAGCCGGCUAGGAAACUGUGUAGUCACAGGUUGAGAAACCAUGCAAAGCCAUGAGAGGAAGGAGUUACAUGAUGAUAGUUUCAAAGGGACCCAAAAUAAAUAAU